Anolis carolinensis (green anole) is the source of this 2836-nucleotide messenger RNA. RefSeq names its product double C2 domain beta (gene doc2b). Lineage: Eukaryota; Metazoa; Chordata; Lepidosauria; Squamata; Anolidae. Gene Ontology annotation, biological process: exocytosis; regulation of calcium ion-dependent exocytosis; spontaneous neurotransmitter secretion. Gene Ontology annotation, cellular component: membrane; synapse. The transcript has 11 exons. The record is from RefSeq and is a predicted model, not a curated record. The coding region runs from base 512 to 1741 and encodes 409 amino acids.
AAUAAUUUUGCCCCACUGAAACUGCCCAGCUUUAUUCCUCAGCUAGCAACUAAAUCAUAUAGGGAGAAUGCACCUGGGUUAGGCAAUCAUACAUCUUCUCCCAUCCCAGCUGAGGCCAAUGGGGAAAUCAAUGGGGCCCAAAGGUUUGCAUAGUGCAGAAGCAAGGAUAGGAAAAGCAAAGCACAAGGAAGGAAUAUAUGCAAAGAAAUAUGGCAUCGCUUACAAGACUGAGUGGCUUUUAUUUUAGCUUCCAUGGAGAUAAACUCACUUCUGCAGAGUGAUAUUAAAGUCCCAGACACGCAGCCAGCGAAAGAACCAACACUAUGAACAGAUCAACGGUGACUCCGAGGACGAUCUGAGCCAGCCGAGGUGCCACGGGGAACUCUCGGCUUCUUUCUCGUUUUGGCCUCUUCGAAUCAUUGCGGGCAUCCUUGACCGGGGCCACCUCUCCGCCUGCAGUUUUUUUUUUCUCCUUUUCCUGGCAGGGCAUUCCCUUUCGGGCACUGUAUGCAUGACACUCCGAAAAGGAGAGAAAACCACAAUCAGCAUCCAAGAACACAUGGCCAUUGACGUCUGCCCUGGACCUAUCCGCCCCAUCAAGCAGAUUUCGGAUUACUUUCCCCGCUUUCCCCGUGGCCUCCCUGCCACGGUCAGCCGGAGCAACAGCCUGCGCUCCUCAUCCAGCCAGGCCGCCGUCAGCCCCUCGGAAACAGCCCCACGGGAAGAUGACGAGGACGUGGACCAACUUUUCGGGGCGUACGGGACCGAGCCGGUGGAACAGCCCGCCAAGCCAGUUGUCAAACAGGAGGAGGAGGCGGUGGAUGCAGAUGGAUACGAAUCCGACGACUGCACUGCCCUGGGGACAUUAGAUUUCAGCUUGCUAUAUGAUCAAGAAAACAACGCGCUGCACUGCACUAUUAAUAAAGCCAAGGUGCCAAAACCUCACUACAGAAAGGGCCUGAAGCCGAUGGAUCAUAAUGGGCUGUCUGACCCCUACGUGAAAUUGCAUUUGCUUCCCGGUGCCAGUAAGGCCAACAAGCUGCGGACCAAAACCUUAAGGAAUACUCUGAAUCCUACUUGGAACGAAACCCUCACGUAUUACGGGAUCACGGAUGAGGACAUGAUCCGGAAAACACUCAGGGUUUCCGUCUGCGACGAGGACAAAUUCCGCCACAACGAGUUUAUUGGAGAAACAAGAAUCCCUUUGAAGAAGCUGAAACCCAACCAGACCAAGAAGUUCAACAUCUGCCUGGAGAAGCAACUACCUAUCGACAAAACGGAGGACAAGUCCCUGGAAGAGCGCGGUCGUAUCCUGAUCUCCCUCAAAUACAACUCCCAGAAGCAAGCCCUGCUGGUGGGCAUCGUCCGCUGCGCACACUUGGCCGCCAUGGAUGCCAACGGCUACUCAGACCCCUAUGUGAAAACAUACUUGAAACCAGAUGAGGAUAAAAAAUCUAAGCACAAGACCGCCGUGAAAAAGAAAACGCUAAAUCCUGAAUUUAAUGAGGAGUUUUGCUAUGAUAUCAAGCAUGCGGAUUUGACCAAGAAAACUCUCGAGAUCACCGUGUGGGAUUACGACAUUGGGAAGUCAAACGACUUUAUCGGGGGUGUCGUGCUUGGGAUCAACGCCAAGGGAGAGCGGCUCAAGCACUGGUUCGACUGCCUAAAGAAUAAGGAUAAGAAGAUUGAGCGCUGGCACACGCUCACCAAUGAGCUGCCCGGGGCCAUCCUCAGCGACUGACCUCCCGGCCCCGGGGAACAACGUGGCGCACCGAUCUCAACCACGGAGCAGCAGCCUUUGCCUCUGGGCUCCGUUUGCUUGCUGCGCAGGACGGGACGGGAGGGAUGCUGAGCCUCAAGAGCGGAGGGGAGACGGGCUGGGACCCCCAAGAGGCGGCCCAUUGAACCCCAGACAAGGCUGUCUUCUUCCCUGUUGCUUUGCCUUGAGAUGUCUUUCCGGGAUACUUUGAACCCGUUCCUGUGUGUGUGUGUGCGUGUGUGUAUACGUGUGAUGGGGCGUCUCCAGGCCUGCAUGCAUUCACACAACCACCUUUCGAUCUCCUCAAUCCCGUUCUUGCUGCUUUGCAAAUGCAGUGGCAACCUGAUGCACAAUAUACAUACACACACACACAUAUAUAUAUUCACACACAUGCAUAUAUACAGUAAGGUAUAGGUUUCCCAUGAUGUUAAGUCCAGUUGUGUCUGACUCUGGGGGUUGGUGCUCAUCUCCAUUUCUAAGCCGAAGAGCCGGCGUUGUCCAUAGACACCUCCAAGGUCAUGACUGCAUGGAGUGCCGUUACCUUCCCACUGGUGCAGUACCUAUUUAUCUACUCACAUUGGCAUGUUUUCGAACUGCUAGGUUGGCAGGAGCUGGAGCUAAUAGCGGAUGCUCAUUCCGCUCCCGGGAUUUGAACUUGGGACCUUUCGGUCUGCAAGUUCAGCAGCUCAGCGCUUUAACACACUGCGCCACCACCAGGGGCAUAUAUACAUAUAUAUAUACACAAGUCUCACUUAUCCAACAUGAACGGGCCAGCAGAAGCUUCGAUAAGUGAAUAUCUUAUUAUUAUUAUUAUUAUUAUUAUUAUUAUUAUUAUUAUUAUCUUAGAUCAGGGGUCCCCAAACUAAGGCCCGGGGGCUGGAUGUGGCCCAUCGAAGCCAUUAAUCCGGCCCCCACGGCACAAGGGCAGAAGCGGGUUGGGCUAAAUGACCCAAGGGGUCUCUUCUUCUCUUCCAACCCUUAUUAUUAUUAUUGUUAUUAUUAUUAUUAUUAUUAUUAUUAUUAUUAUUAUUAUUAUUAUUAUUAUGACAUAGCAAACAAGAUAGAUAUGCUGGAUUU